Hippocampus zosterae (dwarf seahorse) is the source of this 4606-nucleotide messenger RNA. RefSeq lists its product as uncharacterized. Bases 373 to 1521 code for a protein of 382 amino acids. The record is from RefSeq and is a predicted model, not a curated record. The transcript is spliced from 18 exons. NCBI's taxonomy places the organism in Eukaryota, Metazoa, Chordata, Actinopteri, Syngnathiformes, Syngnathidae. Gene Ontology annotation, cellular component: nucleus. Gene Ontology annotation, biological process: positive regulation of transcription by RNA polymerase II. Gene Ontology annotation, molecular function: single-stranded DNA binding; protein binding.
CAGGGGGGCGUGAGCGAAAUCCUGGAACAGCGAUUGAAAAAAAAAAGCUGCAAGCUCCACCACCGGUGAACGGUUUCAAGUCGCCCACCCUGCCUGGACUGAAACCCUGCCUGAUUUGUGGGCAAUGUUGGGGAUGUAGGAAAAAAAGGAAAGGAAAGCCGGGGAGAGAGCGAGAAAGAGAGAAAGAGAGAGAGAGAGAGAGAGAGAGAAAGGCGAGGUAGGGUGAGAGAGAGCGACAGAGAACCAGAGAGAGCGAGAGGGAACACUAACUGGGUAGCUAUGGAGAUAGUAGCUUUCCCUGCUCGCUUUCUUUGACAGGUGUCGAGGAGUGGGAUAAAAUAAAAAAAAAGUCUAAGUCGAGGUGCCUGCAAGAUGUACGGCAAGGGCAAGGGAGCCGUGGUCCCCUCCGAUAGCCAAGCGAGAGAAAAGUUGGCGUUGUACGUGUACGAGUACCUGCUACACGUCGGAGCGCAGAAGUCGGCACAGACCUUCCUGUCUGAAAUACGAUGGGAGAAGAACAUCACGUUAGGGGAGCCUCCUGGAUUUCUCCAUUCGUGGUGGUGCGUAUUCUGGGACUUGUAUUGCGCCGCUCCAGACCGACGAGAGACCUGCGAGCACUCCAGUGAGGCCAAGGCCUUCCAUGACUACAGCGCAGCAGCAGCGCCCAGCCCGGUGAUGGGCAACAUGCCCCCCAACGACGCCAUGCCAGGCGGUCCCAUGCCUCCGGGCUUUUUCCAGGGACCACCCGGCUCUCAGCAGUCCCCCCACGCACAGCCCCCCACACACAACCCAAGCAACCCCAUGAUGGGACCCCACGGCCAGCCUUUCAUGUCACCGCGCUACCCAGGUGGACCGCGCCCCCCACUCCGAAUGCCAAAUCAGCCUCCAGGUGGAAUUCCGGGAUCGCAGCCUCUCCUGCCAAACAGUUUGGACCCGACACGACCGCAAGGGCAUCCCAACAUGGGCGGUCCGAUGCGGAUGAACCCUCCUCGAGGAAUGGCCAUGGGCCCACAGAAUUACGGUGGUAUGAGACCCCCGCCCAACUCCAUGGGCGGACCCAUGCCAGGAAUGAAUAUGGGUCCAGGAGGAAGAGGGCCGUGGCCCGGGCCGAACACGAACUCGAUAGCCUACUCCUCCUCAUCUCCGGGCAACUACGUGGGCCCCCCAGGUGGCGGUGGUCCACCCGGAACGCCCAUCAUGCCCAGCCCAGAUUCGACCAACUCGAGUGAAAACAUUUACACCAUGAUGAAUCCGAUUGGAGCGGGAGGCAACAGACCCAAUUUCCCGAUGGGACCCGGGCCUGACGGGCCGAUGGGCGCUAUGGGAGCCAUGGAGCCGCACCACAUGAACGGAUCUCUCGGGUCUGGAGAUAUGGACGGCUUGCCAAAGAGUUCCCCUAAUAACAUGGGGGGCAUGAACAACCCUCCCGGAACGCCGCGAGACGACGGCGAAAUGGGCGGGAACUUUUUGAACCCAUUCCAAAGCGAAAGUUAUUCUCCCAACAUGACGAUGAGUGUGUGAUUUUAUUUUUCCUUUUUUUGGGGGGGGGGGGGUAUUUCCCCCUCCCUCCUAUUUUGUACCCCUACACCUCCUUUUUUGUGGUCCCCCCGCCCAUCCUGCAAUUCUUACCUCACUCUCGGGUCGGGCCUCCCCCUUCUCCUCCUCCUCCUCGUCCUCCUCCUGGCUUAUACCACCACGUUCCUCACGGGUGAACCGCAGCCCUCAUCCACAUCCUCCUCCGGAGCGGCCCUGAAGCUCGCUGGGACUAUGGUGAAAAAAAACGGGCCCUCUGGGUGCAUGCAAAAUGGCCGCCCGGGCCAGGCAGGAAGUCGCAGCAGGUCAACAGGAAGAGUCUCUUCUCGGACUUGAGACGAUGAGGACAAAUAGAGAAAAAGAAGCGUGACACAUGCUUAAGGACACUCUGGAAUCUUCAUCCACAAUCGGACUUAUUAUUAUUAUUAUUAUUAUUUUAUUUUUUUAAAUAAUUUAGUUUCUAAAUGUGUUGUUCCGGACCUCUGUUUGUACAUUUUUAACAGAGGUAUGAUGAUCCAUUUUUUUCCCUUUCGUGUAUUGGCCUUGUAUCGUUGCUAUUUUCAUUAUUGUAUUUUUGUUAUUAAUUAUAUUGCAAUGGUCUUUUUUUUUUUUUUCAUUCAGAGUGCACAGUACUUUGCAAAAGAAAGGCUACUCGUGUGCACACAUGUCACUUCACUGCUCCCUGCUGGUAAAAUGUUAUCUCUGCAUUAUUGGCCUUUUAAAAAUAUAUGUUUUGUUUUUGUUUUUCCGAGAUUUUUUGUGAUUUUUUUUUUCUGAUCCCCAUUUUUUUACCCAAAUGAUUUAGUUUUUAUAGUCUUUUUUUCCAGCGUUAUUUUUUUAAAUACUUUUUUUUAACCUAAAUUAUUUUUACCUUUUUUUUUCUCUUUACCCAUCUUAUUCUUACCUCAACCUUCAUUUUCCCUACCUGCUUUUGCUCAAAUAUUUCUUUCCAACGCAACUUUUUGUCAGCUUCAUGCAGAGUAAUGCACAGCUCUAUUUAUAUCUUUACUUUUUUUAUUCAUCGAUUUAUGAGCCUAUGAAAGCCUGUUUUCGACAGACAUCCCGCAAAAUAGCCAUAUCAAAACUGUAAAUGGAAAAACUGCCAUCUAUUCACCUUUGCCUUCCACAAAGAACCCUGCAAAGUGGUACAUACAAGCGGAGUAUUUUUUUUUUUUUUGUGAGUCGAAAGCAAUGAUCAGUUUCUAAAACUAUUUGAUGCAUUGACAUCAUCUUGUACAUAUUCUCUGGGUUGUGUGUGAAACCAAGAACCGGAAAAAUGGAUGCAGUGUUGCUGUGUAAAAGCACACACGCGGUUCCAACAGCAGUUUUUCAUGAACACUUCCCAAUACAAGACCGGACAACUCCUACCUGUAGUUACUGGGUUUUAUGUGAAAGGCAAAGGCAGACAGAUGGCAGAUUUUUGAUGCUGUGAUUUAACAGGCUCUCUGUGUGAAAGGUUGCAUCGUUUUUAACAAGUGUUAUUCUCUUCUAGCUGCACCACUCGUAGCAACGGUGUAAAUAUGCAGAUAGGCGGCAUGGUGUUCUUUCUCAUCUGUGUGAUGUCAUCAGAGCGUCACUCAGACCCACCCUACAAGGUACUGAAGCUUUUUUUUGGGGGGGGGGGUGACGGCCCCUCAGCUCGUGAUGCUCCCGCCAACAUUGCUGUGUAAGGGUUCUUUUUGAUAUUUCUUAGUUUGCUCAUAAUUUGUCAACAAUGAGUACAAACAAGUUUUGAUGCCGCCCCACCUAAGAUGUCACCCGUCAAUCUUUUUUUCUGAUCAUUCGUCAACAAUGAGGACAAAUGUGGUUACGUGCCACCACCCUCACAUACUUUGCACUGGGUGAGGCCCAGGUAGGAGUGGCAUCCACUCUAGUUUUGUUUUUUAAUUAAUUGUAGUUUUUUCAACAAUAAGUGCAAAGUAUUUUUCAUUUUCCCCAUGUGUCUCGGUUUAAAAUGUAUUUUGCCAAUAGUCAGCAUUGGCUACAAAUGAAUUUUGAUGUCACCCCCUCACCUUGCCCCCCCCCCCUCCCACCAGCCUCCCAUAAUUCGCAACAAUGAUUGAGAGAUUUUGACCCCACCACCCCAUCCCUCCCCCAGCAUUGCAGGGGUGCCAACCGCUCUCGGGUUUUUAAAUCAUGUUGCACUCUCCCAUCUUUCAUUUGUAUUUGUUUUGUUUUGGGGUUGUUGUUUUUUUUUUGUAAAUACUGUACAAUGCAUUUUUGAUAUCAUUGACAUGUUUUGAUAUUUCAAAUCACAGAAACAUACUUUGAGCGUGUGUGCGUGUUUGCGCGUGUGUGUGUGUGUGUGUGUGUGUGCGUACGCGCAUUGGGGGCGAGUCAUGGCGCAAGAUGAGUGCAUUCUCGGACUUUAAAUGAAAACUCUGCAACUGUUUAUUUUAAAAAAAAAAAAAAAGCAGAACGUAGGUCCUGAAAUUGAAACGUCACGCACAAUUGCAACUGUGAAUCGGACUGGAGGAGAAGGCCAUUUUGUUGAUACAUAUCCCUUCUUCGGAACUAUGAAGGAUUUUUUUUUUCUUAAUGGGGAUUUUUAUUUUCCAAAUAAUCUUGUGCAAAAGUGCAGUCUUUUAUUAUUUCUGUCCGCAAGCAAUGAACAUUUCUGUAUUUUUAUUGUGCCGUUGUAAAAUAUUGUAACAUUUGAAAAGAACAGGGGCCGCAGGGGACGAAAUUGAGGACUGUUUCUGUUUGGUUCCUCAUUUUAUUUUAUUUUAUUUUAUUUUAGCAGUAUUGAAUAUAAUGAGGCAUCGUGUCCACAGGGGGGGCUUUGCUUUAUUUCAUGUUAGGGUAGUUUUCCCAUCCUAAAUGUCUCGUGUAGUUUAAAGAAAAAGAAGAAAAAAUAAUAAAUAAAAAUGUUCCUUCUUAAUUGUACGUUUCUUUAUAUUGUAAAUUUUCUUUUGAUGGAAAAAAAAAUGUUAUCGGGGGAAGGUGGACAAAUUGCUUUGGUAAGUGUAUUUUUGUUUGUUUUUUAUUUUCAUCAAGUUGUCAGUCAUUUUUGCCUGUGUCCUCCCCUUGUUGUAGAUGCAUAUUAAAAAUAAAUAAAAUGAUUUCACGCCUG